This is a messenger RNA of Aspergillus lentulus, 987 nucleotides long. RefSeq lists its product as uncharacterized. Gene Ontology annotation, biological process: transmembrane transport. The record is from RefSeq and is a predicted model, not a curated record. Lineage: Eukaryota; Fungi; Ascomycota; Eurotiomycetes; Eurotiales; Aspergillaceae. Gene Ontology annotation, molecular function: transmembrane transporter activity.
AUGUAUCUGGAUCUUCCGAUCGUUUUCGCCGCUUAUAGACGCCCUGAGUUCCCUCUCGACCAACGUGACCAGCCUUAUCAUCAGCCAGGGAAUCUCUUCUAUGCCCUAGGCGGCAGCGUGGCGUACUUGCCAUGCAUCCUCCUGAUGGAAGAUUGGUUCGAGAAACGCAAAGGGCUCGCCUUUGGCGUUAUGUGGGCUGGCACCGGGCUUGGUGGCGUUGUCCUCCCAAUCGUGAUGGAGCAAUUGCUGAACCGAUAUGGCUUCCCCAUCGCCCUGCGAGCGUUUGCCAUCGCCCUCUUCAUCCUCACAGCGCCACUGGUGUGCUUCGUGAAGCCCCGCGUGCCAGUCUCCCAGCGUCCCAAGGCGCCAGUCCCCAACCUGCGCUUCCUCAUCACAUCCACCUUCGCCCUCUUCGAGAUCUGCAAUAUCAUCGAGGCCCUCGGGUUCUUCCUGCCGUCGAUUUACCUCCCCACCUACGCGGGAGUAAUCGGCGCAUCGACCAGCCUGCAAGCACUAACGGUCAUCCUCUUCUACGUCGCACCGGUAGUCGGCUGCGUGGUAAUGGGCGCCAUCAUCGACAAAUGGGACGUGACGACCUGCAUCCUAGUCUCCACCAUCGGGUCAACCAUCGGCGUCUUCCUCAUCUGGGGGUUCUCCAUGUCGCUGGCCCCGCUCUUCGUCUUUUCCAUCGUCUACGGCCUCUUCGCAGGCUCGUACACGAGCACCUGGCCGGUGAUCAUGCGCGACGUCGUCCGCAAGAAGAGCUCCGCGGAGUCCAGCAUGGUCUUCGCCUGCCAGGCUGCCGGCCGGGGCAUCGGGAAUCUUGUUUCCGGGCCGCUGAGCGAGGCCCUCAUCAAGGACAUGCCAUGGAAGAGCCAAGCAGGCUGUGGCUAUGGGAGCGGGUAUGGCAGUCUGAUCGUCUUCACGGGCAUCACGGGGGUUAUUGGGGGAGGGAGCUAUGUGGCUCGCUGUUUCAGGUGGAUAUGA